Messenger RNA from Sphenostylis stenocarpa, 225 nucleotides. NCBI's taxonomy places the organism in Eukaryota, Viridiplantae, Streptophyta, Magnoliopsida, Fabales, Fabaceae. The record is from the annotation of a GenBank genome assembly.
AUGUUGGAAGUGAUUCCUAAGCUGUGGAUUAGAAACACGAUGGCAAAGUCUAAGAAUCACACAGCUCAUAACCAGUCUUAUAAGGCGCACAAAAAUGGCAUUAAGAAGCCUAAGAGACAUCGCCACACUUCCACUAAAGGGAUGGACCCUAAGUUUCUAAGGAAUCAGAGGUAUGCGAGGAAGCACAACAAGAAGAGUGGGGAAACUGCCACAGAGGAAGAGUAA